This is a messenger RNA of Bactrocera tryoni, 1176 nucleotides long. RefSeq lists its product as uncharacterized. The record is from RefSeq and is a predicted model, not a curated record. NCBI's taxonomy places the organism in Eukaryota, Metazoa, Arthropoda, Insecta, Diptera, Tephritidae. The transcript is spliced from 4 exons. Bases 213 to 911 code for a protein of 232 amino acids.
GCAACCAGCGCUGGCUUUUAUAUUCUCUGCAACCGGCGCGCUUGUCUUCAGUUGUUACUUUUGCAUUUAAGCGCAUAGUCAAUAGUCACGGGAAAUAAAAUCUGCGAAAAUCAUUGUCGGCAACUAACUUUUCGUUAUACCGUGUAUUUGAGUUAUCGCGAAGUCUCCGUUAAGAAGUGACAUUUAUAAAAUAAAAAAUAAUCCUAGCAAAAAUGCGUGCUAUAUUCCUUACAGUCAGCAUCCUCUGCCUUUUGGUAUUGAAUGUCUCAAGUGAAAACAAAGAACAGAGUAAUGCAGAAAUCUGGCAACAAGACUUAUCGGAUACCUUCAAAAUAGAAGGGUCAGAUCAGGGUAUACAAAAGGUCAAUCUCAAGUGCGGUUCUAAUUCUAUGAACGUUAUGCUGGAGACGGAGAAACCUUUCUCCGGCGUGAUGUAUACACGCGGCAGUUUUUAUAAACAAAGUGAACCUUGCUUUGUUAAGCCAAGUACACAAACUUCACGUACUUUGGAGAUGAAUUUCCAAUUGGACCAAUGUCAAACGCUGAAGGAUGGCGAACUCUAUUCCAAUAUUGUUGUCAUACAAAAUGAUCCCGAGCUGAUUACACCUGGUGAUUCGGCAUUCUCGUUGGAAUGUGAUUUCCGUCAGCCGCGAAAUUUGGAUGUGGAAGCAAAUAUGCAAACUCGUGACAGAGUUGCACGCGGUUCCAAAAUCACACUUACAAGUCCCGACCCUUCAACAGCAGCGUCCGACUUGAACAUUUCAUAUCAAAGUGACACAGACAGCGUGGAAUAUGUGCCAAGACAACAAAAUGCAACCGAUAACCAAGGAGACGUUAUACAUGAAGCUGAGACGGUGCGCUUGGGUACGGUGGAGGAAGUAACAUACACACUUGAGAAGGACGAGCUUUAAUAGAAUUAGUGGUUUAGUAUUUCCAUGCAAUCUGACAACAUAAAUCACUAAACAUUCACAACAAAACAUGUCCCCAAAAGAAUUAUAUUUUAUACACAAUACACUUCUUGUUCCAAGCACCAGUCCAAAUGGACGUAACGAAACGGGGGUGAAAUCGUGAAAUUCCAUUCUGCAGCAUACGACACUUUUGGACAACGCAAUUCCAAUUCAUUCAGUUUCCAUAUACAUUUUAAGUUAAUUUUAAAGUAUAUAUGUUCAAGGUAAA